AUGUGUUCUCUGGGACUAAUGAAACGAUUGAAACAAUCCAAAGACCCAUCCGUACUCCGUGAAUUUAACAGUUACCUUAAGUUCCGUGCGAAAUUGGCUAUGGCAAAUGCUCGUAUUCAAUUUCUCGAUGAGUUUAUAUCAAACUUGGAAUAUCCUAAACAAUACCGAACUGUGUUACGAAGAAAUUGUGUCAACAUCACUAAUAUGUUUCUAGGUCACCAAGCACUUAACCAACGAAAUACCUUAUCCAUCCGUUUACUCGAGAUGGAGCGAAAUUUCUUGAAAUCUUCCCGUGUCUUGGAUGAGCUGGCUGCAGAGGAGGAAACGGAAUUUGUGGCUUAG
Echinostoma caproni is the source of this 342-nucleotide messenger RNA. The record is from the annotation of a GenBank genome assembly. Lineage: Eukaryota; Metazoa; Platyhelminthes; Trematoda; Plagiorchiida; Echinostomatidae.